Molecule: messenger RNA, 1277 nt
Organism: Pistacia vera
Lineage: Eukaryota; Viridiplantae; Streptophyta; Magnoliopsida; Sapindales; Anacardiaceae
Product: actin-100-like
Exons: 4
Coding region: 48-1202 (384 amino acids)
Source: RefSeq, a predicted model, not a curated record
UUUCUACCGUUCUUCCUUCUCAAUCAACUUCACCAAAUUUCCAGAGCAUGAUCAUGGAUUUUUUUGACCGGCCCAUUGUUUGUGACAACGGUUCAGGCUCGGUGAAGACUGGGUUUGCUGGUGAUGAUGCUCCAUCUGUAGUUUUCCCCAGCCUUAUCGGCCAACCACGGAACAAACAUGCUAUGGUUGGCAUUGGACAGAAAGAUAUGUACUUAGGAGAUGAAGCACAAGCCAGGCGUGGAGUUCUCAAAUUAAGUUAUCCUAUUAAUCGUGGAAUAGUAAGAGAUUGGGAAGCAAUGGAGAGACUCUGGGAACAUACAUUUGAUAAGGAGCUCAGAGUCACCAUAGAGGAACACCCUGUCCUCUUAACAGAGCCACCAUUAAAUCCCAAAAUUAACAGAGAAAAGAUGGUCGAAAUCAUGUUUGAAGAUGUCGAAAUCAUGUUUGAAUAUUUUGAAAUCCCUGCUACUUAUGUGGCUAUUCAAGCUGUACUAUCCCUCUAUGCUAGCGGUCGAACAACAGGAGUUGUGAUGGAUUCUGGGGAAGGUGUAACACAUGUAGUUCCCAUCUAUGAGGGCUAUGCAUUGUCACACGCCAUCCAAAGGCUUGAACUAGCAGGCAAGGACCUCACAGAAUACCUCAGCAAGAUCCUAACCAAAGAGGGGUACAGUUUCACCACAGGAGCAGAGAGAGAAAUUGUUAGGGACAUAAAAGAGCGGCUUUCAUACGUGGCAUUAGAUUUCGAGAAGGAACUUGCCUUGUCAAGGGAGCCCUCAAGGCUAGACAAACAAUAUGAAUUACCAGAUGGACAAGUCAUAAGUGUUGGAGCGGCACAGUUCAAAUGCCCGGAAGUUCUAUUCGAUCCAAGCAGAACUGGAAUAGAGUCGGGCGGCGUACAUGAGAUAGUUGUGAGAGCAAUCAGGCAGAGUGAUAUGGACGUUAGAAGGGAAAUGUUUGGGAAUUUGGUGCUCAGUGGGGGCACCAGUUUGUUACCCGGCCUAGCUGAUAGGCUGGCCAAAGAGCUCUGCAUUCUUGCACCUCCUGGUGUGAGGGUAAGAGUGAUUGCACCACCAGAAAGGAAGCAUAGUGUUUGGAUUGGUGGCUCCAUUUUGGCUUCCCUCAGCACAUUUCAGCAGAUGUGGAUUACUAAGAAUGAAUACAUGGAGUCCGGUUCUUCUAUUGUGCACAUGAAAUGCUUCUGAGCUAGAGCGUUGUUAAUUUUUUUUAGUUACUCCUUUCUUCACCAUGAUAUUUGUAUAUUUUUAUCCUACAUAAUA